AAAAUAAAACCAUAGAGACUCGGGUAUCUGUGAUAGAGGAAAAAAUUGAACCAACCGUCCACAUUCCUACUAACAUAGAAAACCUUGAGUCAGAUGGUGAGCCACAUAAUACAACUACUGAUGAUAGUAUCCCAAAUGCUGAUAGGAAAAAUGAUGAAAAUGAAGACUCUCAAAAUGGUGAGAAAACAAUUUUGGGUAAUGAUGUGGAAGAUGGAAGGAAUGAUCAAAAUGUAGAGGAAGAUAUUGAAAAUGUAAAUAAUGAGAAAGUGAUUACAGACAAAGGAGAAAGUAACAAUGACAAUUCAAAUGACAGUGAGAAGUCAGAAAAUAAUGAAAAAGCAAGUCAAGAAAGCGAUGAGCAAAACAAAGAACAAAGUAGAACAGAUGAAGAAACUGACAAAACAAAUGAAAAAAAUGACCAAAACACAAACGUAGGAAUUGAUGACAAAACAAAUGAGAAAAAUGAUGGCACAGAAAAACAAAAUGAAAUAGAUGAAAAAACAGACAAAGAAAAUGAUGGUGAAAAGGCAGACAAAGAGGCCAAUGACAAACCAAAUGAAGAGAUUAGUGGAAAAAUCAAGGAUUCUGAUCACACAACAGAAACUGGUAAAUUCUAUAAUUUAAAAAAGCUUUGCCUGCUUCAUGGUACAAUGAAUUAUCACUGCAAUUUCACUCAAUUGAGACUUUUAUUUUACAAUCAUCUUAAGCUUGCUUUAGGGACAGAUAAUCACAAGAGAUUAUACAAGAAGCUUUUACAUAAUCUUAACUUUUAUGACCACUUACAUAGCUUUUACCCUUAAGGCUAAAAACAACAAUCUAUUGCUUUGCAAAAUUGAUUACUUAAAAAAUCUGUCUAUUUGAAAAUAGUAUGAUUAAAGAGUUGUUGAUCUCAGUAGUAUUAAAUACUGGUAC
This is a messenger RNA of Owenia fusiformis, 912 nucleotides long. Lineage: Eukaryota; Metazoa; Annelida; Polychaeta; Sabellida; Oweniidae. The record is from the annotation of a GenBank genome assembly.